Molecule: messenger RNA, 761 nt
Organism: Hermetia illucens (black soldier fly)
Lineage: Eukaryota; Metazoa; Arthropoda; Insecta; Diptera; Stratiomyidae
Exons: 4
Coding region: 222-548 (108 amino acids)
Source: RefSeq, a predicted model, not a curated record
CGCCUCUCACCUACUCACGGUGCUGGUCCCCAUAUUCUGCAUCCAUUGCGAAAACAAUUUCGAAAGAUUCGAGUUUUGGCAUUAAAUGUGAAGCGCGAGGCAAGUGCAGGAAAAGAUCUCGUCGAAGAGCUGAUGGCCUUAUGGUAUUUGGGCAAGUACCAAUGUAAGUGGAGGUGCAGUGGAUUAUUUUGAGGAAGUAAGGAACGAACGAACCCACGAAAAUGAACAAGUGUUUAGUAACGAGUGCGUAUCUAUUGCUACUUUGCGGACUGGCCCUGGCCACGCCGAUGCUUUACAAGAAGAAUAGCAAUGAUAAGUUUGAAGCAGACCUGGUUCCGGUCUCGUCGACCGUUAUCCCACUGAGCGUUAUCGAGGUCAGCUACGGCAAAAACGGUAUGCCCAGCGAGGAGUACAAGAUCGCAUAUUUGAAGAAGCUUCGCAAGAAGGUCAAACAUGAGGACGACUUCGAAGAUCCAGAUACCUUAAUUACAAUCAAGAAGAAGCACCACGAGAAGAAGGGCAAAGAAGUGACUCUGAAAGGUGUUUAGGGGGUGGGCCGAAGAGAUGAGUGCCGCGCUUGUUGUUAUUUUUCGGCCCAACAUUAACAUCCAAACAUAGAUGACCUGAUUACCAUUAACCAAAACUAACUCCUGCCAAAAAUAUUCCAUGAACGCUCGCUGCAUCCAUACGAGACAAAUUGUUUUACUAAUAAUUUAUUGUUAAAUUGUAUGAGAAGUAAUAUAUUCGCUUUUAUGUUGUAA